Salmo salar (Atlantic salmon) is the source of this 2102-nucleotide messenger RNA. It is a transcript of the gene marveld2a, whose product is annotated as MARVEL domain containing 2a. The record is from RefSeq and is marked provisional. Lineage: Eukaryota; Metazoa; Chordata; Actinopteri; Salmoniformes; Salmonidae. Gene Ontology annotation, biological process: bicellular tight junction assembly. Gene Ontology annotation, cellular component: apical plasma membrane; cytoplasmic vesicle; bicellular tight junction.
AUAUACUACUGGAGAAAACAAGCUAAUUUAGCAGGGGCAAAGGUGAUUCCUGGAUGUAUGUAUGAGCUGUAUGUCCAGACAAGGUUUGCACUCUGACCUGCAAGCCAAUGGCUCAUCUCUUUCCCCAUGACCUCUGGAGGAGGUCCCUGCGGCCGCACUGAGCGUGUCCGUCAUGAACCCCAUUAUGACCAGGUCCCGCCAGGCUCCCUACGCCGAAACGACCCCUUUGACCUUCAACCCCUGAGGUACCAGCGGAGCACCGAACUAGCCCUGAGCUCUGAUCCCCUUCCGCCCCCUCCCCUGCCCGACCAGCCCCCUGUGGGGCCCGAGUAUGACCCCAGCGUCAGUGAGAAUAACCCAGACCCAGAUCCACACCUCGAACUAGACCCGGCUCUCGACAUCAAACCGGUCCACCGUUUCAUCCCUGACUCGUGGAAGAGCUUCUUCCGAGGGACCAGCCUCCGCAGCAGCAAGCCCUGUCCCAUGCCUGCCUCCUCCUCCUCCUCUAACAACAACAACAGCACCAGUGGCGGGGUGCGCUGCUCUCCCCCACACUCGCCCUCCCUGCCCAGAUCCUACCGGGACCCCUAUGGGGGGUCGGGGGGAAGCAGUUACAACUCCCGCAAGGAGCUCCUGGGAGUGGGCGACCACCAAGAGUCAAUUUCGGGACGCACACUCCACACGGCGCUCACCUACAGCGAGCGGGUGGAAGAGUACCACGAGCGCUACGGCUACAUGAAGUCCUGGGCGGGCCUGCUGAGGAUUCUGGGAUGCGUGGAGCUGCUGCUGGGUGCAGCGGUGUUUGCCUGCGUAUGCGCGUACGUGCACAAGGACAACGAGUGGUUCAACAUGUUUGGCUACUCCUCACCUGGAAGUGCAUACGGAGGCUACGGAGGGGGAAUGUAUGGAGCAGGCACCGGAGGGUCCUACUACUCGGGUCCUCAGACUCCAUUUGUGUUAGUUGUGGCGGGGCUGGCCUGGAUAGUGACUGUGAUAUUGUUGGUGAUAGGGAUGACUAUGUACUACCGCACCAUCUUACUGGAUUCCUCCUGGUGGCCCCUGACUGAGUUUACUAUAAACCUGGCCAUGGCUGUGCUCUACAUGGCUGCAGCUGUAGUCUACGUCAGGGACACCACGCGGGGCGGUCUCUGCUCCCUUCCCGUCUUCAACAAUGGUAUCAACGGGGCUUUCUGCCGCACCGAGGCCGGACAGACAGCCGCCAUCAUCUUUCUGUUCGUCACCAUGGUGAUCUACCUGAUCGGGGCCAUUGUGUGUCUGAAGUUGUGGCGGCACGAGCAGGCACGCAUGUACCGGGAAAAGUACGGCCUGGAGAUGCAUACGACAGAUUUCCCUGCGGCACGGUCUUUGAUGCCGGUUCCAGAGCCAAUUCAGGGUUCUACUGUGGUUCCCAUCCAGGUUGCGGUACCCAAGGCAGGGCCACCGAAGGUUCUACAGGGAGCUAUCCCUUCUGGUCACAUCCCCAAACCAGUUAUUAUGCCUGACUAUAUAGCUAAGUACCCAACCAUCCGUACGGUCGAUGAGCGUGACCAGUAUCGGGCUGUGUUCAAUGACCAGUACUCUGAGUACAAGGAGCUCCACGCUGACGUGCAGGCCACCACCAGGAAGUUUGAUGAGCUGGACGCCAUGAUGCGUGCCCUACCCCAGCACCCCAACAGCCAGAUGGAGUAUGACCGCGUAAACAAAAUCCUUCAGGAGUACCAGAGGAAGAAAAAUGAUCCUACGUUCCAGGAGAAGAGGGAGCGCUGUGAAUACCUGAAGAACAAACUGGCCCACAUUAAACAGAAGAUCCACGAGUACGACAAGGUCAUGGAGUGGAACGAUGGCUACGGCUAAACCAGCAUGGCCUAUCUGUCUGGGGAGACCACUUGGAACCAGUAGGAGACCAGUUAAAACUAGUAGGGACCAGUUUAAAAUAAUGGAAAACAUAUGGGGACCAGUGCAAACAGAUGGGAGCCAUUUUUAGUUUAAAUUUGAUUAGGAAUGAAACCGGUUCAGACUGGUUGGAACGGUGGUUUAAAAUGGUGUCCCUUUCCUUUCAGAGACUGCACUUCUUUUUGAACUGGAACAAGCUGGUUACACAC